Pyrgilauda ruficollis (rufous-necked snowfinch) is the source of this 2616-nucleotide messenger RNA. RefSeq names its product dynein axonemal intermediate chain 3 (gene DNAI3). The transcript is spliced from 21 exons. The coding region runs from base 1 to 2616 and encodes 871 amino acids. Gene Ontology annotation, molecular function: dynein light chain binding; dynein heavy chain binding. The record is from RefSeq and is a predicted model, not a curated record. Gene Ontology annotation, cellular component: inner dynein arm. Gene Ontology annotation, biological process: cilium movement involved in cell motility; inner dynein arm assembly. NCBI's taxonomy places the organism in Eukaryota, Metazoa, Chordata, Aves, Passeriformes, Passeridae.
AUGCCAAAAGACGUCAAAUCCAGCAAGACCGCCUUGAAAGGUUCAAAACCAGCGGCAAAGAAACAAAAAGGUAAAAAUGAUGAAGUUGAUCUUUCCAUGGCCAGUAUAGGCCACCCAGAAAUCUUUCCUUUGCAUUUGACUGCAAAGACCCAAGAAAUUUUUAAUUGCCAACCUGAUGAAGAUGUCACAGAAGAAAUUUUUUUCAAGUGUAUUAAAAAAGAGGAUAUAAUUCAGGACCUGGAAACAAGAGCUAAAUCUUCUGAUUUCCACCUUCUCAAUAAAGUCAUCCUAGAAUAUCCAGGGGAAGAACUCUUGGUAAUUUUUGAUCCAAGCUUCCAGUAUGGACAGAACUUUUACAUUGUUGCUUCUGAAGAAGCCAAGGAAAAUUUUCUAAAGUCUUUAGCAGCUGCUGAAGAAAAAGAAGAAACAGAAGAAGAAAACAUAGAGGAAACUCUGGAAGUCCACAAACCUUGGGUUUCCCUUGGCAGCGAAAAGGAAGUUGAAGAAGAAUCUGUUAGAGAAAGGGAUACAAAGAUUAAGUACAAGAUCUCUCGAGUUCGCAGGAUGUUUGGUGCACCCAUUACAUUUACUGACAAGAAUGCUGCAGAUGAAAAAGACAGCUAUGCUGAAUGCACGGCCUAUGAAGAUGAUACUUUCAGUAUUAAAAUACUUGAAAGGGAUGUGGGGGUGCAAAUGGUUCCAAAACUAAGAGAAACUAGUACUCAGACAAAAUGGACCUAUCCAAAAAAUGCAUCCACGCAGUAUUAUCCAAGGCAGCUGUCAAAUGAAGCAAAAGCAGAGAGUCUGUCAUCUGAGACCCUGAAAAAUUUUCUUACAGCAGUACAUUUAAGAGUGGAAAUUGCACUGCAGCAAAAUGAAAUUAUGAACGUUUUUUUUGAUGACUGGAAGGCCCUAGCAGAAGACCAAGAAGAAGGCAAGCCAGAUGUUUAUCUUAAAGAAUACCAAUCAUUUACAGAUGUGCAGUAUCUCAAGAACAGAACCAUUAGCUGCGUUCGCUGGCAUCCAACCAUUUAUGGGAUUAUAGCACUGUCAGCAAGAGAGCAGCCUUCAUAUGAAGAACAAGUUAACCUUUCUAAUAAAUCAUUGCUACACCAGUCAGUUGUACUUUUCUGGAGUUUGUUUGACCCUCUCUGCCUCCAGUUGGUGUUGAAGGCUCCUGAAGAUAUUUGCUGCUUUCAGUUUAGUCCAAGUGAUCCAAAUAUCAUUGCUGGUGGCUGUGUCGAUGGACAGGUUGUAUUGUGGGAUAUUUCUAAACAUGAAGAAAAGCUGGAAAGUACAAAGCCUGUUGCUGAUGAAAUCAUUGACUCAGAGGGUGAGCCAAGAGCAGCAGCAGCAGUGGUGGCUGAGCCAUUCCCUAAGCGAGUCCAGCAGAGUAGGCUAGAGCCACCUCUAGUGAGACACUGUGCAGCCUCUUCCACACCAUAUUGUCAUACAAAGCCACCAACAGAUGUACAGUGGCUACCAUGUAACCUUGAGGAAAAUCAAAAGGGUGGUACUUCUGAAAACAAAGAUGAAAAAAAGCUGCAGCUUGUAACCUGCUCCCCUGAUUGCUCAAUAUUAUUUUGGGCUAUUCCAUCCAUUGAACGUCGUGAACAAUUUUUAUCUGAGAAAAUGAAGGAGGAGAAAAGAUCUCGCAUGCCCCAUGAUGAUCCAAACACUGAUGAGGAUUUAGAUCUCUCCUGGAAACCUCUCAUAAAGAUAAAUCUGCGUGAAAGGGAUAACAACACAGAGUAUGGUCCCACGAGAAUCAGUUUAGGGAAACUGCAGUAUCGUUACAAACCCCCAGGGAGGGCAAGAUCUCGGAGCACACUAAGAGCACCCACCAAAGAGAGCUCAUAUACAGAGAUGAGUACUUCUUCAAGCAAAAAUCUGGAACUGCUAGAGAAUAUAUCCACAGACUUCUUUGUUGGAAACGAAGAUGGAGAAGUUGUUUAUUCUGAAUGGAAAAAGAAAAUUGAUACUAAUACAGCAAAACCAGUUAGUCAGAAGCACUCCCAGAAAUACGCGCUCCACACUGAAACUAUCAACACUCUCCAGAAAUCUCCAUUUUUUAAAGACAUCUUUCUAAGCAUUGGAGGCCAGAAGUUUGCCAUUUGGAAAGAAGGAGUUACAAAUGGACCAAUCCUUCAGUCAAGCUGCUCUGCAGGAAGAUACACUGCGGGACAAUGGUCCUUAACAAGACCAGGAGUUUUCUUCAUUGGCAGAGACAAUGGAAAUAUAGAUAUUUGGGACUUACUGAAGAAAACUCAUGAGCCAUCUCAUUUCCAGAACAUCUCCAAAUCAACCAUCACUUUUAUCAGCCCCUCCAGUGCCACAGCAGAGCAGCAUUUUCUGGCUGUUUCUGACAAUCUUGGAGUUCUGCACAUUUUGGAAAUCUGUCAAACAUUAUGUCACCCUUCUAGUAAUGAGCAUGCCAAGGUACUCGAUUACUUGGAAAGAGAAGUCAAAUAUCUGAAGUACUGUGAAGAGGAGUUUGAAGAGUAUCAAAAAUUUCAAGCCAAAACAGAAUUGAAAUUGAGCUGGAGACAGAGAGACAGAAAACAGUAUGUUACAUUUGGAAUUGAGAACAUUUUCUAUGUUUCUUUUUAUCUUUAA